CCAAAAGUAAUGCACAGAGGAAAAAGAGCGGAGCCCUCCCGUUCGCUAGGGGUUCAAGUUUCAACGUGCUCAAAUGAAGCCGUUCGCCCCAGUCCCCGCUGUGAUGUGGGAGAAUCUUACAUCUCAUCCGUUCAUAUCAUUCAUUUUGCAUACCCCUCCAGUAGCUGUGUUUCCCGGAAGCAGCGCUUUUUGUCGACAUGGCGUCCACAGCCCCGAAGGACGAGACGUACGAAGCGUUCCGAUCAAGAUUCGAUGGAGCCAUCAUCACCACCUACGUGGUUGCGAUGUUGGUUGUUCCGCUGAAGAUCUGGUGUCGAAAGAGAGCCGGCGGGUGGUCCAUCAUGGGCGCUGAUGAGAUCUUCACCCUGUGUGGUGCGGCUUUUGUAACUGGUACCUUUGCUGUCAUCUACUCAGCUGUGCGACCACUGCUUGGGAAGAAGAUUGCCGACGUUAUGCAGUCGCCAGAAGACAUGGCAAAGCUACCAGCGUUUGCGCUCUACCUUUGGGUUGCGAACUUGCUAUACACUAUAAGCGUCAUGUUCAUGAAGCUUUCCAUAGUAGCCCUUUAUUGGCGACUCUUUGGCCUGACGAGGAAGGGUCGCAUUCCACUCCUGCUCGUCGGCGGAGUCAUCGUCGCCUGGGGUAUCACAGUCUUCUUGAUAGUCAUCUUCAACUGCGAUCCAAUUGCGGGAAGUUGGGACCUGACCCUCGCCACCACUGCCAAAUGUGUGGACAAGAAGUCAUUCUAUGUCGGUGGAAGCGUCCCGAACGUUAUUACCGAUCUCGUCCUCGUCAUAAUGCCACUCCCAUACGUCUGGAGGCUGCACGCUUCCGUUGCACAGCGAAUAGUGUUGGGAGGCAUCUUUGCGCUCGGAAUGUUUGUCUCAAUUGUCUCCAUGAUACGACUGUCCGUACUCUUGGACACUGCGGGCGGCGUGUUCGAUGUUACCUACACCUUCAAAGAUGUCUACAUGUGGAGCUUGGUCGAGAUCAACGUUGGUCUGACAUGCGCAUGCUUGCCCAGUUUGCGGCCCCUUGUCAAAGUCAUCGGACUAAGGCGGUUGUUCUCUAGUGGACGCUCCCGACCGUCGGGUGCGGCAACACCUGAGCCUUCACAGGGAUUGAGUGGGAAUGUGAGCGGCCUGAACUCGCGGAGGAAGCCCAAGGGCAUGUUCUCGCAGCUGGAAGACGAUGACGAGUUUGAGAUGAUCCCGGAAGACAAGAUGAAGGGAGGCGCAUGGAGUGGAGGGUCCACAUCGCGCGUGAGCCAUGAUACCGACAGAACGUCGAAUGGCUCUACCGAUUCGCGAAAGCAAGCAGCUAUCGGUGCAAUCGUGGUCCAGCGGGACUUUGAGGUGUCCUCAAGUCGACCAUGAUACGAAAACAGUGAGACUUGAUACACAAAAAGAGAAAUAAAAGGGAAAGGAUUGGCGGAAUUCUGUUCGAUUCAACAUGUAUACUCACAUCUUCGCUUCAAAUUCGCAC
Messenger RNA from Paraphaeosphaeria sporulosa, 1485 nucleotides. RefSeq lists its product as uncharacterized. NCBI's taxonomy places the organism in Eukaryota, Fungi, Ascomycota, Dothideomycetes, Pleosporales, Didymosphaeriaceae. The record is from RefSeq and is a predicted model, not a curated record. Bases 198 to 1376 code for a protein of 392 amino acids. The transcript has 3 exons.